GAAUGACCCUAGAAAAUAAGCCUCUUGUUGCGUCCAGCGGCGCAGAAGGGUCCAUUUCCAAGGAUGGGUUCAGAAGUCCAAAUUUGGCCAAACUUCUCAACUCACUAGCCCAAGAUCUUGAUUACACACGCCUAGGUAUAGAUCGGGUGGUGGAGAUUGUGCAAAACGGACUUCCUGAACAAUUCACCAACACGAGCAUCUACGACCUCACAAGUGAAGUACUCGCGUCGCGAGUCAUCUACCAUCCGGACUACUCGACGUUGGCAGGACGAGUUGAGGCCUACAAGCUUCAAGAGUCCAUUACGACUAGUUUCAGCAACACGAUAGCACAAAUCCAUGCCUCUUACUCCGAGAAGUCGUUGAUCUCGGAUGCGUUCCUUCAAGUCGUUUCCAAGCACGCAGAGUACCUAGACAGCCUUAUCGUCCCCAAGCGAGACUUCGACUUGCCUUAUUUCGGAAUCAAGACGUUGCAAAAGUCGUAUCUCUUGCAAUGCAACGGCGAGGUCCAGGAAACCCCUCAAUACAUGUUCCUUCGUGUGGCCGUGCAGAUCCAUGGCAACAGUUUGGGCGAGGUCAAGGAAACGUACGAUUUGAUGUCUGAAAAGUACUUUGUCCACGCCUCUCCGACCCUCUUCAACGCUGGAACAAACAAUAAUUACUUGUCCUCCUGCUUUCUCGUGGCUUUGGAGGACGACUCGAUCGAUGGGAUCUUCAAAACGCUCCAUAAAAGUGCCCUCAUCUCCAAGGCUGCAGGUGGAAUAGGUCUCCAUGCCCACAAUAUCCGUGCUAGAGGGUCCAGAAUAGCCAGUACUGGUGGCACUUCGAACGGUUUGGUGCCCAUGUUGAGAGUCUUCAACAAUGCUGCUAGAUACGUUGAUCAAGGAGGUAACAAGAGACCUGGUGCCAUAGCCGUUUACAUAGAACCAUGGCAUGCAGAUAUCUUUGAGGUGCUCAACUUGAAGAAGAACCACGGAAAAGAGGAAAUGAGAGCAAGAGAUUUAUUCUAUGGGCUCUGGAUUCCAGAUUUAUUUAUGAGAAGAGUAAAAGCUGACCAAGAUUGGACGCUUUUCUCUCCAGACGAAUGUCCAGGCUUGAGUGACUGUUAUGGACACGAAUUUGAAACCCUUUACACCAAGUAUGAAUCGGAAGGAAAAGGUGAAAGAAUCAAGGCCCAGAAAUUAUGGUACUCGAUUUUGGAGUCUCAGACUGAAACAGGUGGGCCCUACAUGCUCUUCAAAGAUGCAUGUAAUCUCAAAUCUAAUCAAAGAAAUUUGGGAACGAUAAAGUCUUCCAAUUUAUGCUGCGAAGUAGUGGAGUAUUCGUCAGAAAAUGAAACUGCAGUUUGCAAUUUAGCAUCGAUCGCCCUACCAAGAUAUGUGAUACUGAUGUCGGAUGGUGAAAUCAGCUUCGACUUCAAGAAACUCCAUUCCAUUGUGAAGGUCGUCACUCGUAACCUUGACAAAAUUAUCAACAUCACCAAAUACCCAAUAGAAACUUCAGAAAGGUCCAACAUGCUCCACAGGCCUAUUGCGAUUGGAGUUCAGGGCCUUGCGGACUUAUUGGCUGAACUAAGAUUGCCUUUUGAUUCAGCACAAGCCAGGGAACUCAACAUUCAAAUCUUUGAAACUAUUUACCAUGCUGCAGUUGAAGCAUCUAUGGAACUCGCAAUGCAGCAUGGUCCAUAUAGCUCCUUUAAGGGUUCUCCGGCUUCACAAGGGCUCCUUCAGUUUGAUUUGUGGGAACAUAAACCCUCCAACUUCUUCAGUGACUGGGAUGAGCUCAAAGAGAAGGUCAUAAAAAAUGGUCUUCGCAAUUCCUUGCUAGUUGCACCAAUGCCAACUGCUUCAACAUCCCAGAUAUUGGGUUACAACGAAUGCUUUGAGCCAUAUACUUCGAAUUUAUACACAAGAAGGGUAUUGGCAGGAGAGUUUCAAGUUGUCAACCACAAUUUGCUCAAAGAUUUGAUUGAAUUGGGAUUAUGGUCCCCUUCAAUGAAGGAUCAGAUUAUUCACGACAACGGAUCCGUGCAAGGCAUCCCAGAAAUUCCAGAUCAUAUCAAGCAGCUCUAUAAAACUGUAUGGGAAAUCCCCCAGAGGAGCAUAAUCGACAUGGCGAGUGACCGUGGAAGAUUCAUUGAUCAACUGCAAAGUAUGAAUGUUCACAUGUCAAAUCCUACGUUUGGGAAAUUGACUAGCUGUCACUUUUACGCCUGGGAAAAAGGUUUGAAAACUGGUAUGUAUUACUUGAGAACCCAGGCAGCGGCAAGAGCUAUCCAAUUCACCGUGGAUGUCAAGAAUAGGGCAGAACAAACUAUGCCCGUUACAGUUUCCUUGAACAGAAAAAGAUACAAGGCGUUAAAACAAUUCAAAGAGUCGACUAUAGAGUCAAAUCCAAAACCAUCGAAACGUAUUCCUGAACUAUCGCCCAGAUUACUUGAUGAUCUGCUGACAAAGAAGCUCAAGAAAGGUUCCACCAGUGCGUUGAUUAAUACGAAGAAUUCCUCAGAAACUCCGCACAGAUAUGACAUUUACGACGAUACCCCAUUAUCUUGUAAUAUAUUAGAUCCUGAACAGUGUGAUUCCUGUUCGGGAUAGACGUACAUAGAAUCUUAUCAUAAUGGAAUUAGCUAG
Molecule: messenger RNA, 2630 nt
Organism: Suhomyces tanzawaensis NRRL Y-17324
Lineage: Eukaryota; Fungi; Ascomycota; Pichiomycetes; Serinales; Debaryomycetaceae
Gene: RNR3
Product: Rnr3p
Exons: 1
Biological process (GO): DNA replication; deoxyribonucleotide biosynthetic process
Cellular component (GO): ribonucleoside-diphosphate reductase complex
Molecular function (GO): ribonucleoside-diphosphate reductase activity, thioredoxin disulfide as acceptor; ATP binding
Source: RefSeq, a predicted model, not a curated record